This is a messenger RNA of Diversispora eburnea, 216 nucleotides long. NCBI's taxonomy places the organism in Eukaryota, Fungi, Glomeromycota, Glomeromycetes, Diversisporales, Diversisporaceae. The record is from the annotation of a GenBank genome assembly.
AUGAGUUUUUCCCUAGGGAAACCAGAUUCAGUCAUCCAAGGUUGCUUCAUUGGUUCAGCGGAAACUAUUAAUAAAUGGCAGAAAUACACCACCAAUUUCCAAAAACUUUCAUACACCAUUGAAAAAUUGGCUGUUGGUCGCUCUCAACCACCUUCAGUAUAUGAUGUCUUUAUGCGGGCCGCCCAAUUUUUUGUAACUACUGCUCUGCUUUCUUAA